Helianthus annuus (common sunflower) is the source of this 997-nucleotide messenger RNA. RefSeq lists its product as uncharacterized. The coding region runs from base 165 to 674 and encodes 169 amino acids. NCBI's taxonomy places the organism in Eukaryota, Viridiplantae, Streptophyta, Magnoliopsida, Asterales, Asteraceae. The transcript has 4 exons. The record is from RefSeq and is a predicted model, not a curated record.
ACUUGACAAACCCUCGUGUGGUCUCUCUAUAAAUUAGAUUAUAAACUGUCUUUACUCUCUACAUACACAACAAAAAAGAAAAAAAAAAAUAAUCUCAAUCUCAAUCUCAAUUUGAUUUUUGUUUUGUUUUGUUUUGUAUGAAUUAAUCCUCCACUCAAAGGAUUAUGGAUCAUGAUUCUCCUCCUCCUCCUCCUAUGGAACAACAAGUUUGUGUCGAAAUUGUGAGUUGUAAUGAGGAUUUGAAAAUUAAUUUUGUGAGUGGUGUGGGUGAUGAUGAUGAUGAGAAUGUAAAGGAGAAACGUAAGGGGGCUUCAAGUGCCAAAAAACCACCAAAACCGCCACGAUCCCAGACACACAGAGCUUUUUCUCUGGAUGCUGCAGACCAGAAACUGAUCAGGGAGCUUGCCAUGAUUAAGAGGGCAAGAAUGGAGCGUAUGAAAGGCCUGCUCUUGCAAAAAAAAGCUUCAAAGUCCUCCUCCUCAUCCUCGUCGCAUAGCACUUUAUUUGCCAUGAUUUUUACCAUCGUAGUCUUCAUUGUUGUCCUUUUUCAAGGAAUGUCAUGCCAAAUUUCAUGUGGAACAUUUCAAGGUUCUCCUCCUCCUCUAGAAACAAAUGAGAGCGGUUUGAUAUUCAUUCACGAGGAAUUGAACCCAUCUGCUCAUGACUCCGUUUAAGUAAUCGGAUCCAAACUACAUCUCAAUGCCUGGCUGGCACUUGUAUAGGGAAUGAAGAAGGUUGCAACCUCGGCAAUCAAUCUAAGAUGAAUAUAACAUGAAUGAUACAAUUAGUCAUGUUAUAUUCGACGACAUUAGUUAAACUCAAGAAUUUUGGUUUGUGUUUUUUUUUUUUUUUUUUUUUUUUUUUUUUUUUAUGUAAGAAUAAUCCCGGCCACUUAGUUUCAAGAUGUGUGGUUUGUAAUACAUAUCAAUCAAGUGUAUGAAGAAAACUUGAUGAAUGACGUAAAAGAAAGAGAAUGGAAAUGGAUGGAUGAUUCAAA